Corylus avellana is the source of this 2496-nucleotide messenger RNA. RefSeq lists its product as uncharacterized. Lineage: Eukaryota; Viridiplantae; Streptophyta; Magnoliopsida; Fagales; Betulaceae. Gene Ontology annotation, molecular function: protein binding. The record is from RefSeq and is a predicted model, not a curated record.
GCAGACCAAGCCCAACUAUAGCUGCAGAACGAGGAGGGGUACUUCUCCCAUGGAUUGCACUUUGAGGACUGGAUUCAGUUCAAGCUGUUUUAGCUCUGUGAAUCUGCAUAUUUUAGCAACCAAUCCAAAAGGGUAUUCACAAUUUUCCUUCUUAUGUACCAAUUGUUUCUGUUUGUUAUGAUAAGCUGUUAAUUCUGACAUGUGAAAAAGCUUCUUGGUAUUGUCUUCAAGUGUGUUCUUUUUGUUUGUAUUAGUAGUGUUGUUGUCGUUGUUCUUCUUUUGAAUCUUGAAAUUGAAGGGUUUGGGUAGGAUUUCUCGAAUCAGGCUUGAAUUUUCUGUAAUGGGUCAUUCAGGGACAGAUAAUAUCCAAGAAAAUUUGAACCCAGAUUGGGAAAAAGCGCUCUAUCAGUACGAACAUGUCAUAUCCUCUGGGAAUGAGGCGAUGCGAAUAAAGGGCACAAUUAAGCUAGCCCAUCUCGCUGAACAUGCCCCUGAAAAUAUAUUAGCCUGUGCCAUACCGAUCCUAGCCGAACUUCUUAGCAAUGGACCUUCUAAUAAUUCGAGUCAGCCAAUUCAAGAAGCUGCUGUAUAUUGCUUAAAAUGUAUUGCUCGUCGAGGUGAUGGUGGGUUGGAAACAGAGAUAGGGGAAUCCGGUGCCAUACAAUCUAUACUGAGGUUAUUGCCAGAUUCUGAUAAUGGUUUUCGGAGAGUUAUGAUAAAAUGUUUGUGGAUUCUUGUCAAUUUUAGUAGUAUGAAUCGCGAGAUAGUAGCUAGAAAUGGUGGACUGGAAAUUAUCAUCAAUAUGUUAAAUUUAUACAGGGAUGCUACUAGGGGGUACUUGUUGGAGAUUCUGAGUGCAUUGACAUUGUUGAGAGAGGUUAGGAGGGUCCUUACCAGUUUAGGAGGCCUUCACUUUCUUGUUGAGGCUGCUAGAUGUGGUAGCAUGGUCUCUAGGGAAAGAGCUUGUCAAGCAAUGGGGUUGCUUGGGGUUACAAGACGUGUGAGGCGUAUGCUUGUUGAAUUAGGUGUUAUACCGGUGCUUGUUGAGUUGUUCAGAGAUGGGGAUAGCAGUACAAAACUUGUUGUGGGUAAUUCUCUCGGUGUGAUCUCCACUCAUAUUGAUUACAUUAGGCCUGUUGCUCAAGCGGGGGCAAUACCUUUAUAUGCUGAACUUCUUCGGGGACCCGAACCUAUUGGUAGGGAUAUUGCCGAGGAUGUGUUUUGUAUACUGGCUGUUGCAGAAGUGAAUGCAGUUGAGAUUGCUGAGCACUUGGUCGGGAUUCUGAGAGAAGGUGAUGAUGAAGCAAAGGCUGCAGCUGCUGAUGUUUUUUGGGAUCUCUCAGGUUACAAGCACACGGUAUCUGUUGUGCGAAAUUCGGGUGCAAUUCCACUUCUAGUUGAGCUUUUGAGAGAGGGAAAUAGUGAAGUUAAGGAAAAAGUGUCUGGGGCUAUUGCCCAAUUGAGUUAUGAUGAGGCGGAUCGAGUGGCACUUGCGAAUGCGGGAGUAAUCCCGUUUCUCAUUGAAUUGAUGCAUGAUGACUCUGAGGAAAUGAGGGAUAAUGCUGCAGAGGCUCUUAUCAAUUUCUCUGAAGAUCCAUUGCACUGUAAUAGAAUAUCUGAAGCAAUUGAUAUUCCUGCUUUCCAAAAUAUGCAGAAUACGCUAAGUCGGAUUCGUGCAUCUGAGCACAUGGUUAGAUCUUUGAGACGGAUUCGUGCUUCUGAUGAGCGCAUGGUUAGAUCUUUGAGACGGAUGAGCAUUGACCAGCUUACUUGGGACCCAGAUCGUGUCUAAUUGUUCAAAUGGAGAAUCAAAGCAUCUUUUUAUCAUCAGUUUGUCCUCUCCAUUUGCUGAAAGCUAAGUAGAUGAUCAAGCAGAAUUUCCAGAAGAAAAAAGGAGAAAAGAGAAGUACAGGGUGGGGUGUGCUUGGAGCGCCAGCUUUUUGACAUAUGAAGAUCAAGGAUUAUGUUGUAGGGAAGAUGAGUUAUAUAUUUGCAAUAACAUCCAGGAGUGGUAAUGGUUUUUGGUAUUUAGUUGCUGAUCUUAUCUAAUUUGUGAUGAAGAGAUUACUAGGUAUGAUAAACCACACUUCUAUUACACCACUAUCCUGCUUGCUGAUGUGGCAGUGUUAAUUAGCGACGGGACUCUUGCGAAAUGAGAAAGAGUCACCGAAAACCAUUGGUCUCAAGAAAACCUCGUAUAAAGAGUGUAUCUCAAAGUUUACCUUAUUUUUGGAGGGAGCGACCAUUUUUAAUGUGAAAGAGAAUUAGCCUUUGGAUGCUUACCACAUGGCGGACUGAAGAUGUCUGAUCAAUAGUGCAGUUAUUUUUUAUGUAGUGAGAGAGAAGUAUUAUAUGUAUUACUAAGUCAUGCAAAUUUGAGUGUUUCAACUUCAUGCUUUUUAUGUGUGUAAAUGCAAUUUGUUGAGAAAAUAAAUCAUCUGAAACAACCUACGAGCACAAACCCACUAGAUGAAUAACUACACCAUUGAUCAGACA